Molecule: messenger RNA, 5118 nt
Organism: Halichondria panicea
Lineage: Eukaryota; Metazoa; Porifera; Demospongiae; Suberitida; Halichondriidae
Exons: 18
Coding region: 91-4959 (1622 amino acids)
Biological process (GO): signal transduction; positive regulation of transcription by RNA polymerase II
Cellular component (GO): nucleus
Molecular function (GO): protein binding; transcription cis-regulatory region binding
Source: RefSeq, a predicted model, not a curated record
AGAAAGAGGGUGCAUGCAUGUGGCAUGCACUUUGCUUACUGAGAAACAAUUCAAGGGGAGAAUUUGACAGAGUUUGAACAAAGCUUCUGAAUGGCUACUGAACAAGAUUCAGAUGCUCAAAAGAAGCUAGCCGAGGACUUAUGGACGGCUGUAGUCGAUAAUGACGUCACCAAAGUUAGGUCCCUGUUGGGACAGGGGGCAGACCCCAACCACCAGUUCUACUGGAGUGACGAGUGGGCGUUGCCUCCAUUACACGAGGCUUGCUUGCAGGGCUACCUUGAGAUUGUGAAGACACUGGUUACUCAUGGAGCUCGUACUGAUAAAGGUGAUGGGACGAACAACAUGACUCCACUUCACUGGGCAUGCGAGGGAGGUCAUAAAGAGGUGGUGCAGUACUUGAAGGAGGUCGGGUGUAGCACUGAUGUGAGGGACUGGUGGGGCCGAACACCACUGCACUGGGCUUGUGUGAGAGGACAUAUACAACUAGUGAAAUACCUAGUUGAGGAACUAAAGUGUGAUGUUGAUAUGACUGAUGAUUAUGGCAAGACUCCUCUUGACUGGGCAGUACAGGAGGGUCACACUGAAGUUGCUGACUAUCUCAAGUCUGUAGUCUCCACUCCUGAACCAGAUACUCCAAAUGGUUCCGAACAACUUUCUUCAAAGGAUGAUCCUAACCUAACCUCAUCAACGGCAGAAGUUCUUUUUGUUUAUGAGAAAACUCAAGAUGAUGAGCUGUCUUUGAUGGUGGGGGAUGUCAUUCAAGAUGUUGUGACAGUUGAUGAAGGCUGGUGUGAAGGAACUUUGAAUGGAGAAAGAGGGCUCUUCCCUGUAAAUUUUGUCAAAAUGAGACCAGCCGAGAUCCCACCUCCAGCACAACCACCAUCAGAGCCACCGGUUGUGCGAGAUGGUGGAGGAGCUAUAAAGAGCCGACGUGCUAAGGUGGCAUACAGCUAUGUUGCAGAAAGUCCUGACGAGCUUUCUCUUGAACCUGGACAGAUCGUUGAGGUGAUAGCAGAAGAGGAGGAGGGAUGGUUUAGAGGGAGGCUCAACAAUAAGGAGGGGGUCUUCCCAAGUAACUUUAUAGAAUUCAUCCCGGUACCAGCCGAGCCUCCACCAGAACCAGAUGGUGGAGGAGCUAUAAAGAGCCGACGUGCUAAGGUGGCAUACAGCUAUGUUGCAGAAAGUCCUGACGAGCUUUCUCUUGAACCUGGACAGAUCGUUGAGGUGAUAGCAGAAGAGGAGGAGGGAUGGUGUAGAGGGAGGCUCAACAAUAAGGAGGGGGUCUUCCCAAGUAACUUUAUAGAAUUCAUCCGGGUACAAGCCGAGCCUCCACCAGAACCAGUCGAUAUUCAAAACCCAACCUACUUGAAGAAACUGGACGAGCUGAUGACCGACAAAAACAACACCAUCGAGCUACACUAUCUCAAGACACACUUCAUUGGUCCUUCGGGUAUUGGCAAAACGACCACUCGACAGCGGCUUGUUGGAUCCAUUACUAACCUGUCUUUGCUGCCCGAAGAUCAAAGGAAACGUUGCAGUACAUUACUAGCCGAGUGUGAACAAGUAUUGGCCUUUGUGGACAAAUCUGGAACAAAGCUUGAAUUCAAAGCAUCUUCAAGUCUAGAGGAAGAAACACAGUUUAUCUUCUCUUACCUUAUGUCCUGUGAACCUAUUGAUGACAGCACUGUCAGUCCACCUAAGGAAGAGCCCACACAAGAAACCACUGACCCCAAGAAGCAAACUCAACUCAAGAUUGAUGAAACUGCUACUGCACCCAAAGAAACGGUAUCACCAACUGAUCAGCCAACACCAGAACCGCCGGAAAAGGUCGUGAAAGUGACUACUGUAGAUGUUGGAAAGGUUGUCUCGCGACUCCGAAGUAUUGUGGGCUCAGGAGAGUACACUAAAGAGUUGCUGAACAAAGUCCUACUCAAUCUGGUCGAUAUAGGUGGGCAGCCUGGAUUCGUGGAGAUGUUUCCAUUUUUAAGCAAAGGCGCAGGGAUUUUCCUGGUAUUCUUUCGACUGGACAAAGACCUCGAUGACAUGUGUCAAGUCUCCUACGAACGAGGAAAGGACAAGAUCACACCAUACGAUUCAACGUACACAAGCACAGAAACACUCUCUCAAAUCCUCUCAGCUAUCAGCCACCAUACCAAGAUUGACUCGGAUAUUGACAGAGAGCAGUGUAGUAAACUGGGCAAUCUAGGCUCUGCUAAGCCUGUUGCUACCCUCAUAGGUACUUUCAAGGAUGAACUGACAAUGCAAAUCAAAGUCGAUCUUCUGUACGAGAAAUAUUGUCACUCAGCUAUCUACAAGAGCGAUAGUACCACUGCCAGCAAGAGCGAUGGCACCACUGCCAGCAAGAGCGAUGGCUCCACUGCCAGCAAGAGCGAUGGCACCACUGCCAACAAGAGCGAUGGCACCACUGCCAGCGAGAGCGAUAGUACCACUGCCAGCGAGAGCGAUGGCACCACUGCCAACAAGAGCGAUGGCACCACUGCCAGCGAGAGCGAUAGCACCACUGCCAGCGAGAGCGAUAGCACCACUGCCAGCAAGAGCGAUAGCACCACUGCCAGCAAGAGCGAUAGCACCACUGCCAGCAAGAGCGAUCGUACCACUGCCAGCAAGAGCAAUGGCACCACUGCCAGCAAGAGCGAUAGUACCACUGCCAGCGAGAGCCUAAAAGAAAACGAACAAAAGAAAGCAAUUCGGAACAUUUUGACUCAACAGAAGAGUGAUGAGCAUGCUAACGUCAGUGCAGAAGACAUGGCUGCCAUUGAGCAAACAGUCAGCCAACAUCUCAACUCAGACACUUUCAAUAAAGAUGUCCAAAACCGUUUAGAGAAAAAGUUGACAGAGAAAAACGAAGCCUUGACCAAGAUUACCAGCAAGUUUGAGGAUUUACUUUCUCACCCAAAAGACAAGAAGUUCAUAGCAGUGGACAACUACGAAGGCACUGAUUCUGAUAUGGAACCUCUUCGUGAACAUCUUCAUGGCUUAUUCAGUAGCUAUUUCAAAGAUGCCAAGCUUCGAAUUCGCCCACAACAGCUUUUGUUUGGAGUUGUACUGAGAAAAGAGUUUGAUAUUGUGUCUAUGGAAGAAUGCAUUCGUAUCGGUACCGAGGGGUUAAAGAUGAGAGAGGAGGAGGUUCGAUUCACCGUUUGGUACCUGGAUCGGUAUGUUGGAGCCUUGAUCUAUCAUCCAGAGAUCAAGGAUAAAGAUGGUUGGUUUGGGAACUUUGUCAUUUGCAACCCCCAAGUGGUAUUCAACAGCCUCAGUGUUCUCGUUGUCAAUCCGUUGCUGGAGCUCCAUUCUGAAAAGAGUAUUAUUCAGUUUAAGGAAGCUGAGAGAAGAAAUUGGAUACUCAAGGGGCAAUUCUCACUGAAAACAAUCACUCGAUGCCAUUCGGAGGAAAACCAAAGUGUGAAGAAAGACCAGUUGAUCCCUGUUGAGAAGCUGCUGAUACUACUCGAGCAUUCCCAUCUCUUGGCCAAAAUCACAACAGUGGUGAAGGAAGGCCUUACCACAGAAAAAGACGAAACGACGUUUUUCAUCCCCGCUAUUCUCAAGUGUGCAUCUCGCGAGGAACUAACGAAACCACCCCCCACUGGCAUUGAUACACCCUCUCCAAUCAAGAUCACAUUUGACCCCCAGUAUGUUCCCAUUGGAGUAUUCUGUGCCAUGAUCAGUGAAUUGGUCUCAAGGGGGAGUAAAGGCAAAGGCAUUCUGGGCAUGACUUGGAAACUUGCCACUGAUACCUCAGUAAAGAGAAACCUCGUCUCCUUUCACAUUGACGAAUCUGCCAAGCAUUUUGUUACCCUAAUUGCCCAUGUCGAUAGCUACGAGAUACGGAUUAUUCGACAGAACAGGAAUCAUACGAUGCACGAGCUUUGUUCCUACGUCCUCUCAACCCUCCUGUUGGUGAUGAAGGAUAUUAGUCCACUACUCACUCCGAUUAUUGCCUUCGACUGCUACUGUGGCACACAUGAAGAUGGUUCCAAGCUUUGCCUCCUCACAACAGGAGCUGAUCCCUGCUUUAAAUGCACCAGUGAAGUCUCUCUGAGUCCCCACCAAGAUUGUUGGUUUGCAGAAGAAGUCAGCCUGGGAGAUGAUGUGUUCCUCCUUGCCCUGCCCUUUGCUGAGGACCUAGAUCCAAGCCUCUCCUUCAAGUGGAGGAAGAGAAGACCGAGAAUUGGUGGGACUGAAAAUGAAUUGGAAUUCAAGGCCUCAUCAAAAAAUGGUCACUUCAAGGGCUUUAUCAGUUGUGAGAUCUCCAAGAACCAGAAGGCUUUCUUGACCGUGUACCACUGCCUCAAAGAGAGUGUUGAGGACACCUCCAGCUCUGAAACUGAUGAGCUGUUUGCAGAUGUGAAGGAAGUGAUCAAAGAGAUACGCUCUGACUGGUACAGCCUGGCUAUAGAACUGGACAUUGACUAUGCAACUAGGAAGAGUCUUGAGAAGGACUAUCGCUGGGUUGAGCCGUGCUUUGAGGCCAUGCUGACACACUGGGUGAAGCGCUCCUCUCCUUCCCCCUCCUGGUCUGCCCUUGUUAGAGCACUAGAGUCUCCUGCCAUUGCUCGUGGGGACAUUGCAACCACCAUUAAGACAAAAGCUACCAGCGACAUCUCUCCUGAUAUUUGUCCUCUCACUCACAAUGAGGGACUGAGUGUGGAUCAUCAUUUGAGGGUAGUGAGGACAGCUGCCUGGGAGGUGAGGGGAACAUGGCGUCCUCUGGGAGAGCAGUUGGGUGUCAAUGAGGGGACACUAGAUGCCAUCAAGAGAGACUAUCAGAACGAGUCUGGUGUGUGUUUCACUAAACUACUGGAGCAAUGGUUGACAGGAUUCACCCCCGCCCCCACACUAGGAGCACUCAUCCAUGCACUCAAGUCUCCUGUCAUUAGUCGUGGAGACAUUGCCCAACAGAUGGAGUCUAAACUAACCAAGCUAGCUUCACAGUAACACCUCCACUGACUCCAUAUCAUGAUAGUGACUCGUACAUCUUUUAUUGAUCAGAAACAACUAAUUAAUUUUUAUGCUUUGUUUUGCUGGUUCCCACUCUUGCUAAGAUUUGUGCAUAAUAAUAAUAAUGCAGUGCAUCAGCGUUAUAAUUAUAUAAAA